Molecule: messenger RNA, 879 nt
Organism: Penicillium mononematosum
Lineage: Eukaryota; Fungi; Ascomycota; Eurotiomycetes; Eurotiales; Aspergillaceae
Gene: rex4
Product: putative 3'-5' exonuclease
Exons: 2
Coding region: 1-879 (292 amino acids)
Biological process (GO): ribosomal large subunit assembly; rRNA processing
Cellular component (GO): nucleus
Molecular function (GO): nucleic acid binding; 3'-5' exonuclease activity
Source: RefSeq, a predicted model, not a curated record
AUGGACAAGACGGCGCUUUCCAGUAAUUGGAAGAAGUUGCAGGCGACCUUGAAGAAAGAUUCUACUGUCAAGCGCAAGCCCUCCGACCGCGACUCGGGAGAUGGCAUUGUGAAGAAGCGAAAGUUGACAGAGAAGCAAAAGCCAUAUAACAAAGACGCCAAACCAACCAAGCGCAAGAGAAUGUCCGAUAAGAAAGAGACUGGCGAUUCAGCCGAUGCACCAGCUCCAAGGAUCGAGACGAGUUCGCGUCACAAGGAAAAUGAAGGCCGUUCAUCAACCGCCGAACUAGGAAAAUAUGUCGCAAUGGAUUGUGAAAUGGUGGGCGUCGGACCAAACCCGGACAGUGACUCUGCACUUGCUCGCGUCAGUAUCGUGAACUUCAACGGCGACCAAGUAUAUGAUUCGUACGUGCGCCCGAAGGAGAUGGUCACAGACUGGCGCACGCACGUGAGCGGGAUUGCGCCGAAACACAUGGUGGAGGCAAGAAGCCUUGAACACGUCCAAAAAGAAGUUGCAGAUAUCAUGAAGGACCGGAUUCUCGUCGGUCAUGCCGUCAGCAAUGAUUUGGAUGCUCUCCUUCUCGGCCAUCCCAAGCGCGACAUUCGAGACACGAGCAAGCACGCGCCAUAUCGGAGGAUUGCAGGUGGUGGAUCACCACGUUUGAAGAUCUUGGCUGAGGAAUUCUUGGGAAUCAAGAUCCAGGAGGGAGCGCAUUCUAGUGUGGAAGAUGCCCGGGCUACAAUGGCUUUGUAUCGUCGCGAGAAGGAUGCGUUUGAGCGGGAGCAUUUGAAGAAAUGGCCUGCUCGGAUGAUUGCCGACAACAGGGAGAAGGGUGACCAGAAAAAGAAGAAGAAGAAGAAGACUACUCGCAAGCGCUGA